GCGGGACGUGAGCGUGCACAGGGCCGGCCUCCCCGUAGCCCCGCUUGGCCCGGCCCGCAGAUGUCGCUGCCCCUCCGGCUACCUUACUGCUCUCCUGCGCGGCGGCUGCGCGCGGUGCUCCUGUUCCCCUACUUCUGUGCCCCUGUCACUCCUCCGCCGUCCCCAGUCUGUUCUCAGGAGCCCGACUCCGAACCCGAAAGCUGCACCCCAGAGAACUACACGGAGGAGGAUGCCUGGCUCUGUGCGGGCAGCCAGUGGGGGCCCGUGCUGAGCGGCAGCGUGGGCGCCGUCCCGCAGAGCUGGGCGUGGCCGGGCCCUUCGAACGCUCCUCAAACCCCUCAGCCCCGGCACCGACCUCCUCCUCCCACCCCAGUCUCAGUGUCCUCCACGGCCGCCUCCCCUGCCGUGAUGUUUUGGAACCCGCAGUACAUCCGUCCCCCGGUGCUGGGCCGCCCCCGGCCCCCAGUGGCGCAGGGCCCUCGGCGAGCCAAGGAGCGCCAGGCUGGAACAACAAGCGCUGGAGGGAAGGAGCCGGAGCUCGGGGUGUACAGCCAGAAUGAGCGGCGGUUGAGGAGCAUGGAAGGGCCCACGCCAGCUCUCCCGGUUCCCCGAACUUUGUCCAUCAAAGGAGUAGAUGGUCGUGGCAUGUGUCCGCUGAAGAGAAGUGGGAAGCUGGGCAAGCCUGCCAGCGCCUUGCCAGAAAAGUAUCAGGGAAGGUGCAGAAGAGUGACUCUGGAAUUCAAAGGAGUGGAAAAGCCCAGAUGAACUGUGACGAAGUUGCAUCAAAGACUCCUAAAGCAAUAGAGCUUUUUAUACCCUACCCCCUUCAAGCUCAGAGAAGACCACCAAAAUGUGAAAUAAAACAUUAU
Molecule: messenger RNA, 869 nt
Organism: Rattus rattus (black rat)
Lineage: Eukaryota; Metazoa; Chordata; Mammalia; Rodentia; Muridae
Product: translation initiation factor IF-2-like
Exons: 1
Coding region: 61-765 (234 amino acids)
Source: RefSeq, a predicted model, not a curated record